AUGGCAGGCCAAACGGGACCAAUCCAAGUAUCGCGGGCGAUUGCUAUGGUGAUUGCAGCACUAUUCGCUCUAGCCUGCUACAAUGUCGUCGAAAUUCUUAUAUCCCUUUUUACAACCUUCCGCCGGCGCCGUGGCCUGUAUUUCUGGAGCAUGUUGGUCUGCACCCUGGGAGUCCUCACCCACGCCAUCUCGGGAUUCCUUCGCUAUUUCGCGCUCGCCCCGAACUUCCCCAUGUCCAUCCUGAUCUGCAUAGGCUGGUAUGCAAUGGUAACUGGCCAAUCGGUGGUCCUAUACUCUCGACUCCACCUUGUCUCCACCCACCACGAGUAUUUUCGUUAUGUGUUGUGGAUGAUCAUAAUCAACGCCUGCAUCUUUCAUAUUCCUACGACGAUCCUAUUUCUUGGAAGCAAUCACGGCGUCGACAGCUUCAUUACGCCAUUUAAUAUCUACGAACGGGUUCAAUUGACUGGAUUCUCGGUUCAAGAGACUAUUAUUAGUGCUCUCUAUAUCUGGGAGACGGUAACGGGACUACGACCUGUUUUGCUUCUUAAAGGCCCGCGCGGCCAGCGAGUCAUUACGAAUCUCAUUAUCGUCAACGCUAUCGCUAUCUUACUCGAUGCUUCGCUUUUGGCACUUGAGUACAGCGACUACUUUGAUAUUCAGACGUCUUACAAGCCGUUGGUGUACAGCAUCAAGUUGAAGAUGGAGUUCACGGUGCUGAAUAGCCUCGUUGCUGUUAUAAACAGUUCCCCGACGACCAUUGAAGAGAUCCAAGGAUCUCACUGUGAUGAUCUAAAUAUACAACCGAGGUGGAGUGGUGAUCGGUCCACUCCGGGUUCUCUCAACAUCGAUACCGAAAUGUAUGGCCAGUGUGAUCGAAGGAAAGGAUGCUCCAAGCAGACACCCAGUACUCCUGAUUCUCGGAACUCUAAUUAUCCCAUGCUGUCUGUCAAGUCGAAUGCAUCAUAA
Messenger RNA from Penicillium pulvis, 969 nucleotides. RefSeq lists its product as uncharacterized. Bases 1 to 969 code for a protein of 322 amino acids. The transcript has a single exon. The record is from RefSeq and is a predicted model, not a curated record. NCBI's taxonomy places the organism in Eukaryota, Fungi, Ascomycota, Eurotiomycetes, Eurotiales, Aspergillaceae.